AUGGCCACUGCAACAGGCCGAGAUGCUGGCAGCGCAAAGUCUCGCAAGCGUGCCUCUGAUGAUUCCGACAGCUUCCCCAAGCGCCCCAAGCUGGAGGCCAAGACGGACCUCACACGAUGGAGAGUCAAGGACGACGACAGCCGUCACACGUGGCAUUAUCUGGCCGACGACAAGGCAGCUGCAGAGUGGCCGCAGAGCUAUGCCGAGAAGUGGUUUCUAAACUUGCCCACCGAUCUACCUGCACUCCCCAAGGCCGAGACGCCGCUCGAAGCUGCUACAAAUGGCCUCACCUUCUUUGAAAAGCUUCAGAUGCCCUCUGGCCACUGGGCCUGCGAGUACGGCGGCCCCAUGUUCCUCCUCAGCGGUGUUGUCAUUGCUUGGUAUGUGACCAAGACGCCAAUUUCCGACGCCUACGCGACCGAGAUCAAGAACUACCUCUUUGCACGAGCGCAUCCCGAAGAUGGUGGCUGGGGUCUACAUAUCGAGGGUGAAAGCACAGUCUUUGGCACCGCCAUGAACUAUGUCGUCCUCCGCAUUGUCGGCGUCGACCCCGAGGACCCUGUCAUGGUCAAGGCCAGGGGAACUCUGCACAAGCUGGGCGGCGCACUCAACGCCCCUCACUGGGGCAAGUUUUGGCUCGCGGUGCUGGGUGUGGUGGACUGGGAUAUCGUGAACCCUGUGCCCCCCGAGAUCUGGCUGCUCCCUGACUGGGUCCCGAUUGCUCCCUGGCGAUGGUGGAUCCAUAUCCGACAAGUGUUCCUGCCCAUGGGAUACUUGUAUUCCAAAAGAUGGAUCUGCGAAGAGACGGAUAUCACCCGGGCGUUGAAGCAAGAGUUGUUUGUACAGCCUCAUGCCGAGAUCAACUGGGUUACUCACCGAAACGACAUUUCUGCCAUCGACAACUACCAUCCCAAGUCGUGGCUGCUCAACACGAUCAACUGGGUCCUUGUCAACGUCUACAACCCCUACCUCCGCUUCAACUUUCUCAAGGAGAGGGGAGAGAAAUGGGUCAGCGACCUUGUCGACAUGGAAGAUGCAAACACGGAGUAUUCGUGCUUGGCUCCUGUGAACGCACCGAUGAAUACGCUCGUAUGCUACAUCCGUGACGGCCCUGAUGCAUACAGCACCAAGAGGCAUAUUGAGAGGCUAGAGGAGUACCUGUGGGUAAAAGACGAGGGACUGCUGUGCAAUGGCACAAACGGCGUCCAGUGCUGGGACACAUCCUUUGCCAUCUUGUCGGUGGUCGAGUCCGGGCUGCACACAGAUGAACGCUGGAAGCCCAUGCUGAUAAAGGGCCUCGAGUACCUGGACAGACACCAAAUCAGAGAGAACUGCAAAGACCAGGAAAAGUGCUACCGCCAGCCCCGAAAGGGUGCCUGGCCGUUUAGCAACAGAGACCAGGGCUACGGCGUGAGCGAUUGCACUUCCGAGGCUCUCAAGGCCGUCAUCUUGCUGCAGAAGACGGAGGGAUAUCCGCAACUCGUGGACGACCAGCGGAUCUUUGAUUCUGUGGACACGCUGCUGCUGUACCAGAACGACAACGGUGCCGUCUCAUCUUACGAAGCCAGAAGGGGUGAUGAGUUGCUGGAGCUGCUCAAUGCGGCCGAAGUGUUUGGCAGGAUCAUGAUCGAAUACGACUACCCCGAAUGCACAACUGCCUGCGUCCAAGCCUUGUCUCUCUUCCACAAGCACUGGCCUGACUACCGAACCAAGGAUGUAAAGCUGUUUAUCAAGAGGGCCACCAACUGGAUCAGGACCAACCAGAAGUUUGAUGGCAGUUGGUAUGGGAGCUGGGGGAUAUGCUUUACCUAUGCCUCCAUGUUUGCGCUUCAGAGCAUGAAGGCGGUUGGAGAGACGUAUUCCAACAGCCAGAUCUCCCGCGCAGGCUGCGAUUUCCUCAUCUCCAAACAGCGCGAGGAUGGCGGCUGGUCUGAAAGUUACCGGGCGUGUGAAACCAUGAAGUAUUCCGAACACGAGUCAGGGUCCCUUGUGGUGCAGACAGCCUGGGCACUCAUUGGGCUCCUGGUGGCAGAGUAUCCGGACGUGGAGCCGAUCAAGAAGGGCAUCCGCCUGAUUGCGAGCCGCCAACAGGCCAACGGCGAGUGGCUGCAGGAGGCCAUUGAGGGCGUGUUCAACAAGUCUUGCAUGAUUUCGUAUCCAAACUACAAGUUUACUUUUACCAUCAAGGCGUUGGGGAUGUUUGCAAAGAGAUACCCCGAUGAGAAGUUCCAAACAAACCCCAACGUCUUCAUCUUUGGCAAACGGAAAAUCCUCGCUGAAUCGUCAAACCCACAGCGCCAUAGUUCGACCAUGUCAUACGUCACUAUGGCCCAGGAGGGCCUCGCUGCCGUGGAAACAUCCAACUGGGACGAGGCCCUCAACAAGCUCUCCUCUGCGCUCAAGGAAUCCCAGAGCCCAGCCUGGCUGGCUGCUCGCUCAAAGGCCCUGACCGGGCUCGGGCGACCCCAGGAAGCCCUCGACGACGCCGACCUCGCCUGGCACACGGCCUUUGAACGCAAUAAGCGCGAGCUUAUGGCGACCGCCCAGUACCGCCGCGGAGUGGCCUUUUUCCACCUCAAGCAGUACGCCAACGCCGACUACUGUUUCAUGCACUGCAUGAGACUCAUCGAGGGCGGUCCGGCAGUGCCCAAGGAGGAUCCCGGCUUGGAGUUUGUGGAUGAGCAGGGGUUCUGGACCGCGACGGCUGCCGAAGCCAUGGCUGCUGCUCGCUACGAUGACAUUGGCGCGAAGGGCGGUAACUCGAUGCAGGCCUUGGGGGAAAAUCCGUUGGCUGCGGCGAGGGCAAACAGGCCGCACUUUAAAGAGUGGAGGAUGGCUAGCAAUAUGCGAAUCCAGGCCCUGUCGGCCAUGGAGAAGCUGCCGGCGGGUGACGACGCCAGGAAGCUGGCGACAACCUUGAUUCCCGAGAAAAAGGGCCUCGCCAACCACAAGUCUUCCAAGGUCGGCGUGGAAGCUGCAAAGGUGGAGGCUGCCACAACUCGGACCGCGAAGGCGGCGGAAGUUGGAAAGGCGGACGUUCCCAAAGACACCCCGCUGCGGGUGCAAGAUUUUCAAAGCAACACGCACAUGUCGGUUUCGAUUUUCUCAAAGGGUGUCAACAAGGAGAAGCUCCAAGUCCAGUUCCUCGAGUCCUCGGUUCGUCUGGAUCCUCUUGUCUACCCAAACGGCGACGAGAGGGAGUUUGCACUUGAUCUGUGGGAAGAGAUUAUUCCUUCCAAAUCUCAUUAUACAGUUACACCUAACAAGGUUGAGCUGAGCUUGGCCAAGAAAACGCCUGGCAAAUGGGCAACCCUCAAAGCUGAUGGAUCAGCCAAGCGAGCACCAGUCUCCAGUCCUCAGGUCGCGGAAGCAAAGGUCGAGAAAGCUCCAGCUGUAGUUCCGGCUGCGGCCCCAGCACCAGCCCCAGCACCGGCGUAUCCCACUUCUUCACGCGGUGGUCCAAAAAAUUGGGACCAGUUCGGGGCUGAGGAAAACUCAGAUGACGAAAAGGAUGUGAACCUCUUCUUCAAGAAACUUUACAAGGGCGCCACCCCUGAGCAGCAGCGGGCCAUGAUGAAGAGCUUCACGGAGAGCAAUGGAACCUCCCUGAGCACGAAUUGGGACGACGUCAAAGAUAAGAAAGUCGAGACUGUGCCUCCUGAUGGCGUCGAGGCAAAGAAGUGGUAG
Messenger RNA from Trichoderma aggressivum f. europaeum, 3687 nucleotides. RefSeq lists its product as uncharacterized. Lineage: Eukaryota; Fungi; Ascomycota; Sordariomycetes; Hypocreales; Hypocreaceae. The record is from RefSeq and is a predicted model, not a curated record. The coding region runs from base 1 to 3687 and encodes 1228 amino acids. Gene Ontology annotation, molecular function: lanosterol synthase activity; protein binding. Gene Ontology annotation, biological process: triterpenoid biosynthetic process; ergosterol biosynthetic process. Gene Ontology annotation, cellular component: lipid droplet. The transcript is spliced from 5 exons.